AUGACGUCCGUGAAUAAAUUCGACAUGUCUCUGACGGGGAGACGCGACAACGAGACAUUCGCUACGCGUUCGUCGAUUGAAUCUUUGAAGCGCUACGUGCACAAUAACGCGUUGCGUAUGAACAGGGAUAAUUACGACGCGAACAAACGUAAGAUACAACGAUUGGAAUCCCCCGUUGACAACGCAGACGCGACGAAUAAGAGCUACGUCGAUCUCAAUCUACAAAAAACGGCCAACAUACGGGAAUUAAAAGAAACCACUGACAAUAAUAGCUCGACGUUGGACUCGCUCGGGAAAAGGAUACAGGACUUACAAAGUUUAUUCGACAGAAGCCUCGCUCAAAUCAUCUCUAACAAAUUAAGCUUGGAAACCUUUCAGAACGAGUUACGGAAAUUAAAGGAAUUGAUCGAUAAAAAUGUGAGAGAACACGAGGAUAUGUUGCAGAAAUUGCAGAAAACGCUUGAGGUAAAGAUAAACGAUCUCAACGUAAAGUACGAAAAUAAAAUACGAGAAUCGAAAGAUGCGUUUUCACAGAAGGUUGAAAAAUUAGAAAAGGAAUUGCAAGACCUACCGACAACGUAUGAAAAAAAGUUAAACAAUCUCGACGCGAAAUAUGAAACGCAGAUUAUACGGAAUUUGAAAAACACGAUCGACAGUAGUCUGAAGGAUCUGUUGGUUUUGAGAACGGAGACCAACGCGCAGGGAGAAAACCUAUGCUGUUUGCGAAAUAUUGUGAAAGAUUUGAUUGCGACGUUGGAGGCUGAUAUUCACGACAUUGCCAACAAACAUAAAAAACAUAAACAACUGCAGGGCCUUCGGAAUCUGUUAUAA
Molecule: messenger RNA, 831 nt
Organism: Monomorium pharaonis (pharaoh ant)
Lineage: Eukaryota; Metazoa; Arthropoda; Insecta; Hymenoptera; Formicidae
Product: cilia- and flagella-associated protein 57-like
Exons: 1
Coding region: 1-831 (276 amino acids)
Source: RefSeq, a predicted model, not a curated record